Rotaria sordida is the source of this 876-nucleotide messenger RNA. The record is from the annotation of a GenBank genome assembly. Lineage: Eukaryota; Metazoa; Rotifera; Eurotatoria; Philodinida; Philodinidae.
AUGAAAUAUAGUUACUUUAAAUUACAUGAUCUUCUUAUAUCGAUGGACAUACCAUUUGUCUAUCAAGUAUGUGUUGCUGGAUGUAAAGGAAUGUUAUCUAUUGAUCCUCAAUCGAUAAUAAAUGAUAAUUAUAUAAAAGUUCGAAAAAGUAUGAUGAAAUUUGACAGUAAUGAUUGGACACUUGAAAUUGUUGAUCAUUCUCAAUUAAAUGAAACAAAAUCAUUACAAGAAGGUCAAUGUUUUAUUCCAUAUCAAACAAUGGACAGAAAGUCUUUUAAAGUUAUGAAAGGUGAAGUUUUAGUAACAAAGAAUCCAUGUCUUUAUCCAGAUGACAUUCAUCGUCUAGAAGCUGUUGAUAUUCCUACAUUUCGAUCAUGUAUUCAUGAUUGUAUUGUAUUUUCUAUUCUUGGAUCUCGACCAUAUUCAAAUGAAAUUGCCGGAUCUGAUCUUGAUGUUAAUAAAAGAAUACCACCAUUAACUUAUAAGCCAACUUCGAAAAAACAAACAAUACUAAAAGUUACAUCCGAAUUAAUUGUAACUCAUAUUCUUGAUAUACUAGAUGAUCAAACAUUUGGUAUUAUCAAAAUUUUUCCUCGAGCUAUUGAUUCGAUCAAAACUGGUGAACAAAUCGAUAUGAAAGAGAUCAACAAAUUAAGAACAAAAUGGUGUAAUACAUAUCCAGCAUGGAUGAUGAAAAAUGAUAAAUUAAAUUACGAAAGCAAUUCAAUUAAUGAAUAUUUAUUUAAUAAAGCUCAAAAUUUGCAAAUCGAUGGAUCUGCAUAUAAAACUAUGUAUAUUAAAUAUGAUAAAAUCAAUAAAGAUAUUGCAAUUUAUAUUGAAGAAGAUGAUAAUAAAAACCAACACUACUAUUUUUAA